CCCAGUUGUAUGAAGCCUGGAUAGCGCUAUCCGACGGAUAAAUCUUAUCCAGUGGAUAAAUUUAUUGCAUAACAGCAUCGACUUAUUCACUGGAUAAAGAUUUAUCCGCCGAAUAGCGCUAUCCAGGCUUCGUGAUUAGUGGCGAAAUCAUUAGGGUAAGGAGGAGGACUAGGACUAACGUCACGAGACUACGAGGGUCAUUUGCAGCACAUAAUCGGAUAUGACUUUGAGUUGAAGUAUAGUCAUGACUACCAAAGACUAUGAAAGAUUUUUUGAUCCUUACGAUUAUAUGGAUACUUAUUAUGAUGAUCCAAAGAAAGAUAGGUUUUCUCUAGGACGAAUAGAACAAUUCUGGAGCAAAAUAGGAGGAUAUAAUUUGAAGGUUCUAGAGUACGGUGGAGGGCCAAUCAUUUCGAGGCUUGUCACGGCAGCUCCACAUGCGAGAGAAAUAAUUUUUGCCGAUUACUGCAAGGCGAAUCGUCAAGCAGUUCAGGCAUGGAUCGAUAAAGACUCAAAGGCAUUCGAUUGGAGGGAUACUUUUGACUUUAUCGUAGGAGAGUUGGAAGGAAAAGGAACAGACGAAGUUGCUAAAAGAGAAGAUGAGUUACGACAAAAGAUACGAGCCAUCGUUCCAUGUGAUAUCAAAUCAGAUAAUAUCCUGGAGAUUCCAGCCAGUCUUGGUGACAAGUACGGUCCACCUUAUGACGUUGUUGCCACGAGUCUUUGCUUAGAAGCGGUGGUAGAAAGCGAGCAAGAAUACAAGGAUACCGUGGCAAAAUUAGCGAAGCUAGUCAAGCCUGGCGGAUAUCUAAUGAUGUAUGCAGUUAUCAGCCAAACCUUCUAUAUGGUCGGAUCAAAAAAGUUCUCUAGUUUUUGUCUUACGAAGGAGAUGGUGGAAGAAAGUAUGAAGGAUACUGGGGCGAAAAUCAUGCACAUCGACAUGGCAACCAGUUCUGGUAUAAAACUCGAUUACAUGGCAGACACACAAGACGAGAUGUUUAUCUACGGACGCCUGUGAUUUUUAAACCUUACACGUACUGGCAACAAUAAAUAUUGUUGAAAUCCCGGUGAAAUCUAGGCCAUAAAACUGCCUUUCAAAUCGCUUUAAGAAUAUGCCAUGCAAAAUAGACUUCUUUAAAUAUGAUCACUAGGUGAUAAGGGACGGGAAGGGACGAGAUCCUUGAGGGGAGGGAGGGGGGUUGGGCAAUUUAUUUUGUGCAGGAAGUUUUGUUUUACGCCUCGUGGCUGAGCAGGACUUUUUUUGGACAUAAUUUGGAAUUUCUUUCUGGCGCUUUUCUUAUGCACGAUUUUUUUCACUCUUUGAAGCUGUGCUAAAAGUUAUUUUUGUCAAAAAUCUAAUGGUCCACCCCUCAUUGAUAAUUUAAAAAGAAUACGACUACGUUC
This is a messenger RNA of Actinia tenebrosa (Australian red waratah sea anemone), 1404 nucleotides long. Its product is annotated as nicotinamide N-methyltransferase-like. Gene Ontology annotation, cellular component: cytosol. Gene Ontology annotation, molecular function: N-methyltransferase activity. The record is from RefSeq and is a predicted model, not a curated record. Lineage: Eukaryota; Metazoa; Cnidaria; Anthozoa; Actiniaria; Actiniidae.